This is a messenger RNA of Notodromas monacha, 810 nucleotides long. NCBI's taxonomy places the organism in Eukaryota, Metazoa, Arthropoda, Ostracoda, Podocopida, Cyprididae. The record is from the annotation of a GenBank genome assembly.
AUGGCUGCAAAGGGAUCCACUGUGGGCCAGGCAGAGAAUGUGUCCCACUCCCAGGAAUGAAGGCUGAGUGCCAGUGCAUCAAGGACUGUCCUAUUGAAUCAGACCCUCGGCGCAAGGUGUGCAGCAACCAUAAUGAGACAUGGGAUUCGGAUUGCGUACUUUAUCAAAUGCGGUGCUUGUGCACAGAUGGCGACAGGCGUUGUCACGAUGACAAAUACAAACACGUCCACGUGGAAUACUAUGGGACUUGCAAGGAAAUCCCUAAAUGCUCAGAAGACGACAUGUCAGACUUCAGAGAGCGAAUGCGUCAGUGGCUCUUCAAUGUAAUGAAAGAACUGAGAGGAAGACAAAAGCUGAACGAACCUUACUUGGAAAUGGAAGAAAAGGCUGAACAAGAUGCUUCUUUGCGUUGGAGUUAUGCGGCCAUUUGGAAGUGGUGCGAUUUGGACAGUCAUCCAAAUGAUAGGAGAGUCUCAAGACAUGAGCUGUUCCCUCUCAGAGCCCCACUAAUGGCCAUGGAACACUGCAUUGCACCCUUUUUUGACAGCUGUGACUCUGACAACAACCACUCCAUUGACCUCAAAGAAUGGGGAAGUUGUCUGGGAGUGUCAACAGAGGAGAUUGAUGGACAUUGUGCCAACUUGGCCUGAGGAUCCCUUUUUUUGGCAGCACAGAAUUGUUCAGCAUGGACUUGGGGGAUAUUUUGCAAGCACCCUGGUUCUGCUUUUUUUUUCUAAUUGACUGGCUUUCAUGUGUUCAACCUGUUUGUUAGCUAUUUACAAAAAUGCAUUGUUAGUUUGAAACCUCCCU